Eleginops maclovinus (Patagonian blennie) is the source of this 7971-nucleotide messenger RNA. RefSeq names its product potassium voltage-gated channel, Shab-related subfamily, member 1 (gene kcnb1). Gene Ontology annotation, cellular component: voltage-gated potassium channel complex; membrane. The transcript has 3 exons. The coding region runs from base 658 to 3156 and encodes 832 amino acids. Gene Ontology annotation, biological process: protein homooligomerization; potassium ion transmembrane transport. NCBI's taxonomy places the organism in Eukaryota, Metazoa, Chordata, Actinopteri, Perciformes, Eleginopidae. Gene Ontology annotation, molecular function: protein binding; delayed rectifier potassium channel activity. The record is from RefSeq and is a predicted model, not a curated record.
AUUGACCAUUGAUUGUGGCUCAUAUUGUUGCUGAGGUGCUUUUUAACCAUACAACCCGAGAUCAUACAAGUAUUUUAAUAUUUGUUUAUGUUUUCAUUCCAUUCCGCUAUUUUUCUUACAGUACACUCUUUCCUCAAGACAACAACAGUAGCCAUUAUUUCAGGUUGUACAUACAGGCGGUGCUGAAAGAGUUAAUAAGAUGUGGAAGAGAGCGCUGGGCUGCCAUGGAUCCACCUUCAGAGGGAUGCGGCGCCUCCUCGCACAGCUGACUGGGAAACACAGAUAGUGUGUCCGAAUGGGCUCUCGGCAUACUUGUUGAUCGUCGUGCGAACCACUGAUGCGAAAUGCAGAGCAGGAAACCGGCGGGUGAGCAGUAGAUCGUGCUGAGGAAAUCUCUGCCAUGUCGGAGGCAGAGGAGGGGGAAAUGGAUUGGGUUAGACCCUGGCAAUAGUAAACCAAUAACGACGCCUCCUUUUUUAAAUGCUAAUGCUUCAUCUCGGUUUGUGCCAGCGGAUUGUUUGUUCACAGAGCGCUACGUGCUGGUUUGAUUUAGUGCAGGAUGACAACAACUCACUACGAUACAAUAAUGAAAGAAAACAGGACCAACUGUAGUCCAUAGCCCUGGAUGUUUGUCUGAUUCCUCAACCUAAAGUCAUCAUGGAGAAAUCCUUGGAGUUGAACAAAGCUGGCUCCCGCUCAACAUCAUCGUUACCACCUGAACCGGUGGACAUCAUUCGAAGCAAGUCAUGUUUCCGCAGAGUGAGGCUGAAUGUUGGGGGUCUCCCACAUGAGGUCUUGUGGCGAACGUUAGAUAGGUUACCACGGACACGUUUGGGAAAGUUAAGGGAUUGCAACACUCAUGAAUCUCUGAUGGAAGUGUGUGAUGACUACAACCUCGAGGAGAAUGAAUACUUUUUUGACCGACAUCCUGGGGCUUUUACUUCAAUACUGAACUUCUAUCGCACAGGUAAGCUGCACAUGAUGGAAGAAAUGUGCGCCCUGUCGUUCAGUCAAGAGCUUGACUACUGGGGCAUUGAUGAAAUCUACCUGGAGUCCUGUUGCCAGGCGAGGUACCACCAGAAAAAAGAGCAAAUGAAUGAGGAGCUCAAACGAGAGGCCGACAAUAUGAAAGACAGAGAGGGAGAAGAAUUUGACAACACCUGUUGUGCAGAAAAACGUAAGAAACUCUGGGACCUCCUGGAAAAGCCCAGCUCAUCUGUCGCAGCAAAGAUCCUGGCCAUCAUCUCCAUCCUCUUUAUUGUGCUAUCCACCAUUGCCUUGUCUCUGAACACCCUCCCAGAGCUGCAGGACACAGAUGAGUUUGGCCAGUCCUCAGAUAACCCACAACUAGCCCACGUGGAAGCUGUGUGUAUUGCCUGGUUUACCAUGGAGUACCUGCUCCGCUUCCUCUCCUCUCCAAACAAGUGGAAGUUUUUUAAGGGUCCUCUGAAUGUCAUUGACCUGCUAGCGAUUUUGCCCUACUAUGUUACCAUCUUCCUGACAGAAUCCAACAAGAGUGUGCUGCAAUUUCAAAAUGUCCGACGUGUGGUGCAGAUUUUUCGGAUCAUGCGUAUCCUGCGUAUCCUGAAGCUAGCUCGUCACUCUACAGGUCUACAGUCGCUGGGGUUCACUCUUAGGAGGAGUUAUAAUGAGCUGGGCCUGCUUAUCCUAUUCUUGGCCAUGGGCAUCAUGAUCUUCUCUAGUCUAGUGUUUUUUGCUGAGAAGGAUGAGGAAGAUACAAAGUUUAAAAGCAUCCCAGCUUCUUUCUGGUGGGCUACUAUUACUAUGACCACAGUAGGCUACGGUGAUAUCUACCCAAAAACUCUACUAGGAAAGAUAGUUGGUGGUUUAUGCUGCAUAGCUGGAGUACUGGUGAUUGCCCUACCUAUUCCCAUUAUUGUUAAUAACUUCUCUGAAUUCUACAAGGAGCAGAAGAGACAGGAAAAAGCACUAAAACGAAGAGAGGCCCUAGAGAGGGCAAAGAGAAAUGGUAGCAUUGUCUCAAUGAACUUGAAAGAGGCAUUUGCUCGUAGUGCAGAGUUGAUGGAUGUGGUGGUAGAGAAGAGUGAGAGGCCUCAUGACAACCAUCUUUCUCCAAGCCAUUGGAAAUGGACUCCCAAAAGAGCUGCAUCAGAGACAAGCUCAAACCGUUCCUUUAAUGCACAUGAAUUAGGCUCUCCCGACAAGGGCCGAGACACCAGUCCCCAGAGGAUAAAUGUUCAGAAGCUCGAGGAGAUGUACAACCAAAUGGCCAAGACACAAUCCCAGCCAAACCUCAAUGCUAAAGACAGGGGCUCUAGAGCUGGCAAACAGAGGGACGAGAUAGAACUGGGGGCCAUCCAAGAUCACGGACCAACAGUGCUAGGAACCAGGGAAGGAGUGGGGGACAUGAAAAGCCUGUCCAGCAUUGACAGCUACAUCAGUUGUGCUACAGACUUCCAGGAGAAUCCACGCUUCACCCAUAGUCCAGCAAUGGAUAUUGGUCUUCAGGAAAGUAACAGGUUCUCCCACAGUCCGGCGACAGCUUUUUCCCAGCAUGGGAAUGCAAAAACAGGCCAGCAAACCACUGGGGAGCGUGAGCCCAUGCUGACUCCUGUGUCUAUCACAAAACCCUCAUACUCAGAGAAUGCACGGAGAUUCUUUUUUCCUGGCAACUCCUCAAAAAGCAUUAUACCCAAAGGAGGCUGUCGCAGCGAUAGGGGGUCCGGCCCGUCCCCGCUUUCAGACAGCUCAGUCCAGUCAGACAACUCUCUGUUAAGCCCGGAAGUUUCCGUCUACACAACCGCCAGCAGCAGAACUCCACCCAAGUCCCCAGAGAGCACUAGCCUGGCGGCAACUGUCUUCACAUUCCAUGACUCCUCCAUUAGCAAAUACAUCGACGCCGAUACAGAUGAUGAUGAGCACCUCCGCGACCUCUCUGAAGCCAGUCCGUCGGAGCGUCUUUUGGCUGGUUCAAGCCCAAAGCGCAGCAUCAACAUCAAUUACCAGAAAGGCACCAACCAUUUAGAAACAGCCCAAAAAAAGCUUGGCCAGAACUGUCUGUUCCCGAAUGAAGGAAUUCGUGGGGUCGUUCAUGAGAAUCAUGUAGGUCCUGAGAUGGCACGUAGACCAAAGGUUGAGAGGGGGCGUCAAAACACUUUGGACAAAGGCCUCUGAGGCACAAGUGCAGCAGAAAUAAACAGGGAGCUGGAGCAGAGUGUUUAUGAUGGAGACAUCCACCAGACUAAAAACACUAUCUUAUCCAGAGACAGAGAGGAAUAGACAAAGGAUCUCACCAAAACAUUUCACAAAUUAUCUGAGCAUGCCAUAGGGCACUACGCUCAGGGUCAACAGGUGUGGUGAAAACUCUGGGAGAAAAAAAACUUCAAAAUUGGAGAAUGUCACUGCCCCUCCUUCAACUCAUUCCUACUAGUGGUAUUACACAAAACAAAAGAGCACUCCCAGGUAACCUACGGGUCUGUUCAGAGAUACCCGUGGAAUCAGAGUCGUCAGAGAAAUGUGGUGUGUUUAAGCGGCAGGGGGAUAUCUCUAAACUCUCCAGGAAAGAAAUCCUAGCUGCCAGCUAUCCCAUUACUGAUUCCCAGUUCAUUUUGUAGUCUUGGAGAUACAGGAGCCUAUAAGCUACUUACUUGUGCCCUCCAAUCCCAAAACUGGCCUUAGUCAUAUACAUUUGUAGGGUUGUGCAUGUCUGCAUAUACUGUAAGGGUAUGUGUGCAUGUGUGUGAGUGAGUGUGAAUGUAGAUGGGUGAUCUAAUGGUAAUUCAUUGAUACACACUCUUGAGAUUGUCUUACUUGAUUUAUUUUUAUAUAGCUAAGAGAAAGUCCCUUAUAAAUAAAUGUAAUUUGCUAGUCUGCUGUGUCAUAUUCAUACGUGAAGAAUAAUCUGGAGAAAGGUUCAAUGUCUUGGCACAGCAGCAGUUAUCAAAAGCUCCAGCCCAUCAUCCAUUAAACUGAACACUCUUUCUUGAACAGUAUUUUGCUAUUCCCUAUGCUAUCAUGACACGGUGAGAAUGGAUGAUACUUUCAAAUAUUGACCUGUGAAUAUUAUCCUAGCACCCCAUUAUUAUUUUAAGGGUUGGCAGUGGUAGUGGACCAAUCAUUUUUUAUAUGGGCUAACAUAGGAGCCUAAAAUAAUAAGCUUGACUGCUGCAUAAAGCGCACAUUUAUGAAGCAUGCAUGCAUCCAACCAGUCAACAUACAAAAACAUGAGAUGCUUUGAAAAAUGAAAUGUAUAAAAAUCCAAUUAUAUCGUUUUUUCUUUACAGCAGGAGCAGAUGUUCAGCAUGCAUUGGCCUUCUUUUGACCAACACAAAAGCAUCUAAUGUAAUCACACUCUCAGAUAAUGGAAAUAAACCAUCCGUACUUUGCUCCUUUAAUCGUCAAACAAACUUUAAAGGCUCUAAAUAUACUCUGCCAGGUUAACAUUAUAUGUAGUCACGUCAGUUGUAAAUGCGGACCUGAUAAAACUCAUGCAUGAGCACACACACCCACUAAUGACACACACAGGCAUGAAAAAACAUUUUAAGGAUACAUCGAUACAUUUAGUUUCCAUGGCGACAGCAGCCGUCUUUUAAGGCUGGCUGCAGCUCAGCAAAGGUUUGUUAAUUGGGCGGCAAAGUCUGAUUGCAUUUAAUGUAUGCUUAACACAUACACAUGAACACACACACAGGCAUGUACCAAUAAAGUGACAGGUAUGCACAGUAGACACCUGUUACCAGAGCCACUUCUCACUGUGCAUAUUUAUCAGUACUGAAGCAACAGUAUGAUGCCUUGUUAUGUUCAUGUGUUAAAUCUCUGUAGUAUUCCAUAAAUACUACAACUCUCAACAAUGCAUUGUUUAUUAUCUGUUUGUAUUUCAACAUGGCAGAGAAACAGUCUCAUGUAACAACCAAAACCCAGAAUAUAGAGGGACAAAUGUGCUGUAUUUUAACCAAAAUCCUGAACUUAAAAAAUGUUAAUUAAAUAAUUUAUUAAGAUCGUCUUCACUCCUAAAUAGAACAUUCUUACAUGAGCAGGGUAACUAUAAAGGGUUAACAACCCACUGGUCCUCACUCAGCCUCUUUAAAUGGGAUUUCAAUUAUGAAAUGUUUGUAAUGCAUUCAAAUUUCUCAACAGCAGUUUUCUCUAAACAUAAUUGUCUGUAACUUUAACAACAUUAGUCAACAAAAAAAAACUCAGAGGAAACUGAAGAAGCUUCCUGUCUAAGAUACACUGGUGGAAGAUAUUGCUCUUUAAUACAAGUCGGUGUUGAGUAUACCAUUUAAUACAAAAGUCAACAGAAGGUGAUCGUCAUGCAUUUUUUUUGUGUGUUUGUCAAGAAUCUAAUCACACAUCCGGAUUUCUUUUCUGUUUUAAUCGCAGAGUUGAACCAUUUCAUAUUGCUCUCCGAUAGUGAGAGGAGCUGAGGUGUGAAAGGAAUAACAAUGGCUUUGAGAGGCAGAGAAAACUGUGUGUGUGUGUGUGUGCGUGUGUGUGUGUGUGUGUGUGUGUGUGUGUGUGUGUGUGUGUGUGUGUGUGUGUGUGUGUGUGUGUGUGUGUGUGUGUGUGUGUGUGUGUGUGUGUGUGUGUGUGUGUGUGUGUGUGUGUGUGUGUGUGUAUAUGCUAGCUGUACAGCCAGAACAUUAGAGCAGUAAUGGAAAGGAAUGAACUGUUUGGAAAUGAAUGCAUGUUGGGCGAAUCCUGCUUCUUUUCACUAAAUACUUUAUCUGCAGUUCUUACUCUCACAUACAGCAGUAACACAGGUUAUACCUUCAUCAUAUGAGAUAUAGGGAUUACUCAAACAUGUGAUUUUAUAGGGAGUGAACCCUCAUUUAAUGCUGAGAAGUGAGUGAUGGGAAGAGCAUUUUAUGGAUCUUAUUUUUUAUAUAAUUAGUCAAGGAUUGAUAGUGAUAAAUUCAUGUUAUGCAGCUGCAUACACUAUGUAUGAUACACAAUAUUUGUUUAAUUCAUGUUCUUAUAAUUUCUUAUCAUUGUCCUUUGUGGCACAUAAUCUACAGUAUCCGUUUACUUUAGAAGUUAAGAUCACAAAAAGGAAAACAAUGGCACAAAUUGGUUGUCUGCUAAAAGGUGUAACUAAAUGAAAGGAUACAAUUUUUAAUACAAGUAAAAGGCGUGUGGCAAAACAAUUGACUGCAACAGUUUCCAAAUGGCCUUUGGUGAAAUUCAGAGUGAAUCAGUUUUUAAUGUCUCCCUAAAAACAUGUUGUGAAUGGCUGCUCCGUUGAUUAUAUUUAUAGAUUGUCUUUUCACAAUAAACUUGUAUAAUUCUUCAUAAUUCCAUUGCAAGGUGGAAGUGGCAAGUUCAAUUAUCUAAUGAAAUCAUGUUGAAAAUGCAAGCUUAGUCUAUUUUAUUUAAUUUUGGUUAAACAAAAUCGUCCUUGACAAACAUUUGGAGUACCGACCUGUUUCAUGUAAGCUCCAUUAGAUAUGUGUCUUUAUGUUAUGAAAGUCAAAGCCAAUGCACGCAAAUAUCCAUUUCCCUGUUUCACAUAAUUUCCAGCGUGGAUUUCAAAAUAAGUAAGCUCUUUACAUCAUUACAGAAAAUGAUUGAUUAAGUUUCAUUUGCAACGCUACGAUAAAGGGCAUUCAGAUCACAUAACCUUUCCUGAAGAAUCCUGUGAGCUUCUGUCCCAUCAUUUAGGAUUUCUAUUACGGUUGUCAGGGACCAUGUUUCACUGAAAUAUCUCUAAACAACGAUGACAAUCAAUAUUUCAUAAAUAGAUAGCAUGCACUAUUGUGGAGAACUGAGAUUUAUUAUAGGAAGAUAUUACACAAUAGCGCAACCAUGUGCAUCGACAAAAAGCAAGUAUUUAAAUCCUUACACUAGUAUUGAUACUCUUAAGCUUGAGUGCUAAAGAAACAUCAAGCAUGAUGUUGUGAUUUCAUACCUAGACUGCGAUACUGUGACAUAAUACCACCAAAAUACAACAAAAUAUUUAUUUGGUCAUUUUUUAAAUGUAUGUCAUCCUUGUUUUUAUUUAUUCCAAAAGAGAUUUUAAUUUCACUGAUAUCCCUACUGAGAAAGUCAAACUAAGCCAUUAUUCUUGAUGAAGAAAACACAAUCAAGUUACUUGUUUUAUUUCUCAUUUAUUGACACAAACUAAAAAGAAGAGCACAGAUUCAUAAACGUUUCCAUAACAAGACUCCCGACUGUACAGUAAAUGCGUUUAGUUUACGUAAGUUAACUUACAAUAGAACUUGGUUGUCGCUCUAGCUGCUAAAUUUGUUUAGAGAGGUUUAAGUCUUUCGUAUUUUUUUGUUAGAACCCCAUAGGACCCUUUUCAAGGACAUGUGGUAGUUUCUAAAACCCAGUGAGAACCACUGCUUUAGCAAGUAGCCCAAUUUACUCUGAAUCUAACACUGUAUUACAGGGUUGGGGUCGAUUCAGAAUGCCUUGUUAAACAUAAACACAAAUAACACAUUACACUGUAAAAGGAACCAGUAUUACAGCAUGACGUAAAUAAAAACCAGUACAAAUUAAAUCAUAAUCUAUAUUUUUUCAAUGUUUUAAGCUCUCAGUGGAAUUGACCCCAACCUUGCCUAAGCCAUCAGUCUUUGUAAAGUACACUGUUUCCAGGGAAAUUAAAAAAGUUAUUUGAAAGACCUUAGCCAGCUCUUAUACGAUGUUGUUUGUAGGUCCCGAGGCUGUCUGUUUUGUAAAAAAAAAAGAAAAAACAUUUUUACCUGUUGACUUUCUAUGCUGUUGUUUCUGUAUCAAUGUUUUAUUGUUCUGUGCAUGUUGUAACUUUGGCGUUGUGACUGGUUGUGAUUCACACAGAGCCAGUACUUGUCAUGUAAAAAAAGUGUCUCAAUGUCCCAAGAUAUUUCUAUUUCUCAACAAAAGCGACAUUUCCCUUGGAUGAUUACAAUGAAAUAAAUCAGAUCACUUUACAUUUUGAUUAGGAUUUCUGACUUUCUUUUGUUGCUGUUCAUUUGCUGUUGUUGAUGCAAACUAAAAAUAAAAUAUGUUUUA